Molecule: messenger RNA, 8658 nt
Organism: Acanthochromis polyacanthus (spiny chromis)
Lineage: Eukaryota; Metazoa; Chordata; Actinopteri; Pomacentridae
Gene: grik4
Product: glutamate receptor, ionotropic, kainate 4
Exons: 22
Coding region: 1282-4185 (967 amino acids)
Biological process (GO): modulation of chemical synaptic transmission; synaptic transmission, glutamatergic; monoatomic ion transport
Cellular component (GO): kainate selective glutamate receptor complex; postsynaptic membrane; presynaptic membrane
Molecular function (GO): kainate selective glutamate receptor activity; transmitter-gated monoatomic ion channel activity involved in regulation of postsynaptic membrane potential
Source: RefSeq, a predicted model, not a curated record
UGCUCCCACAUGCUCCGGAGUUUUGUAACGCUCCUAUAAAUGCACCACGAGUCCGGAGCGCCUUGCCUUUCCACGUCUGGUCAGCCGCUGUGUGAGGAAGGCACCAGAGGAAAAAUCCUCUCUCUGAGCGCGUAAGAGGAGAGGGGGGGGAAAAAGACGAGACUUCGCCCGCAUCUCAAUCUGCCCUGCAUCUUUUCUUCCUACCGGACUGCAGUGGAGAGCUACAGCUGACUGUGCAGGACUACACCUUACAGCACAACAUGUAAAAGAGGUGCUCCUUUUGGAGUGCGUUUUGUUUUGGAGAAGCGACCGCACAAAGCGAGAUCACUGCCUGGCUGCUUUUUCCUCUCCCUUCCUUUGCGCUCCUUGCCUCAGUGGUAAGUGGGAUGCGGGAUACGCAGCAUCACCGGCAUCGUUAGAAUAAACAGAUUCCAAUUCAGCUGGCCUGUCAGAUUUGUAUUUAUUUAUUUAUUUUUAUACAUGAAAGGUAACUGGACGAGUAAAGACUGAGCAGGAAAGCGUAUAAAAAGAUAAAACUCUCCACCGGUGCAAGGGAGAAAAGGACUGGUUUUCUUCGGGAGGAGAUAAAGUGAGCAGGGAUAUUUUUUUCCAACUAUUUGGGACGUGGAUGUCUUUUUAUUUACUGUUGGAGAUGAUCGGGUCAUCCUAAAGAUCAUAUUUAACCGGACUGCUGUUGAGCUGAUCGGUAACGCAUUAUUUUUCAGUUUUUUUUCAUCUGCCCAUCUAUCUGUCCAGAGAGUGUCGGCGGUGGAGGGAGGCGCGGAACAAGAUCCAGAGAACUAACCAAGGGGGGAAAUUGAGUUACUCUGCAAUUCCGUUUUUCUUGCAAAUCCGCGUAUAGCCUCCUGUUUCUGCGGACACUAACACGGGGAGAAGCUGUGUCAAAGUAGCAGAGAAUUUAAAAAAAGAGGCAGCACAGAUGAACAUGAAUGCUUUGCAAUGACAACCAGCUAACCACAGACUUUUGUGCCUUUUGUGAGAGAGUGCCUGUGUGCAGCAGCUCAGCGUGCAGAGCCCAAACUGUUUGUGUGUGUGUAUAUAUAUAUAUAUUUAUAUAUAUAUACACACACCUUCUGUGAGAUCCAAGGGCCACAUACUAUAUGUGUAUGUGAGAUGAGGAGAAGCUAAGUGGCCACCGCAACCACCCAGAUCAGACAGCCUUCUGCGCUGCAAGAUGGAUUAGAGCCCCACACCUCAGGAGAUCAAAGGUGGCUGUGACAGGGGCACCCCCGGGGCAGGACCCAUGAGGAGUCAUAGAAGAUGCUCACAGCCUGGGCGCUUCUGCUCUUCUUAGCCAUGUGGGUGAGAAGCACCUCUGGUGGCCCGCUCUCCUUCCGAAUAGCUGCCAUCCUUGAUGACCCUAUGGAGUGCAGCAGAGGGGAGCGUUUGGCCAUCACGCUGGCCAAAGAUAGCAUCAACAGGAACAGUAACCGCUCCAUCACUGGCAAGCUGGAGGUGGACAUCUUUGAACUGCUCAGAGACAGUGAAUAUGAGAUGGGGGAAACAAUGUGCCAGAUCAUGUCUAAAGGGGUGGUGGCAGUCCUUGGCCCGUCUGCCAGUCCGGCAUCCAACUCCAUUAUCAGCAAUAUAUGUGGAGAGAAAGAGGUGCCCUAUGUCAAGGUGGCUCCAGAGGACAUUCUAAAGGUUCAGUUCCCUCGGUUCACCACUUUGGAUUUGAGACCAACAAACACCGACAUCAGCCUGGCUGUGGCCGGCCUUCUCACCUUCUUCAACAGCACCACCGCCUGCCUCAUCUGUGCCCAAGCUGAAUGCUUAUUGAACCUGGAGCAGCUCCUCAGGCAGUUCCUCAUCUCCAAGGAAACUCUGUCUGUGCGCAUGCUUGAUGACAGCCAGGACCCAACUCCACUCUUAAAGGAGAUUCGAGAUGACAAGACUGCCACGAUUAUAGUCGAUGCCAAUGCCACCAUGUCACAUAUCAUUUUGGAGCGGGCGUCAGAGCUGGGAAUGCUGUCCGUCUACUACACUUACAUCUUCACCUCUCUGGAAUUCUCAUUACUACGACUGGACGACGUGGUGGACCAACGAGUCAACAUAGUCGGUUUUUCUGUCUUCAACAAAACUCAUCCCUUCUUCCAAGAUUUUGUGCUAAGCCUCAAUCGCUCCUGGCAAGAGAACUGUGACCACGCACCCUUCGCUGGCACCCCACUCUCGUCAGCGCUGCUCUUUGAUGCGGUGUACGCUGUGGUGGCGGCGGUCCAGGAGCUGAACCGUAGCCAGAACGUUGGCGCCACUCAGCUCUCCUGCAAGUCCUCCAAGAUCUGGGAGCACGGCACCAGCCUCAUGAAUUACCUGAGGAUGGUAGAAUUGGAAGGUCUAACAGGCCACAUUGAAUUCAACAGCAAAGGACAGCGGUCUAACUACGCCCUGAGGAUCAUGCAAAACAGCAAGGAUGGCCUAAGGCAGAUUGGCCUGUGGCACUCCGAAGAUGGACUGUCCAUGGAGAAAAAGCUUCCAUCAAUCAAUGUGACAGACACCCUCUUCAACACUACUCUUACCAUCACGACAAUAUUGGAGAAUCCGUAUGUGAUGCUGCGGCAAAACCACCAGGAGCUUGAGGGAAAUGACCGCUAUGAAGGCUUCUGUGUGGAUAUGCUGAAGGAGCUGGCGGAUAUUCUCAAGUUUAAGUAUCGUAUCCGGCUGGUGGGGGACGGGCUGUAUGGGGUCCCCGGAGCUAAUGGAACGUGGACUGGCAUGGUCGGAGAGCUCAUCUCAAGGAAAGCUGACCUGGCAGUUGCAGGCCUGACCAUCACAGCAGAGCGUGAAAAGGUGAUUGACUUCUCCAAGCCUUUCAUGACCCUCGGUAUCAGCAUCAUGUACCGCGUCCACCUGGGACGGAGGCCAGGCUACUUCUCCUUCCUGGAUCCCUUCUCCCCUGGUGUCUGGCUCUUCAUGCUUCUGGCCUACUUGGCUGUCAGCUGCGUCCUCUUUCUGGUAGCCAGAUUGACACCUUACGAGUGGUACAAUCCCCACCCUUGUCUAAAGGGCCGCUGUAACCUGCUGAUCAACCAGUACUCACUGGGCAACAGUUUCUGGUUCCCUGUUGGAGGUUUCAUGCAGCAAGGAUCCACCAUUGCUCCUAGAGCUCUGUCCACGCGUUGCGUCAGUGGAGUGUGGUGGGCCUUCACAUUAAUCAUCAUCUCAUCCUACACUGCCAACCUGGCUGCCUUCCUAACAGUCCAGAGGAUGGAGGUGCCGAUAGAGUCGGUGGACGACCUGGCGGAUCAGACGGCGAUAGAGUACGGCACCAUGCACGGAGGAUCCACAAUGACCUUCUUCCAGAACUCUCGCUAUCAGACCUACCAGCGUAUGUGGAACUUCAUGCACUCAAAGCAGCCCAGCGUGUUUGUGAAGAGCACAGAGGAAGGAAUCGCUCGCGUCCUCAACUCUAACUAUGCCUACUUGCUGGAGAGCACCAUGAACGAGUACUACCGCCAGAGGAACUGCAACCUGACGCAGAUCGGAGGACUGCUGGACACUAAGGGCUACGGCAUCGGCAUGCCACUGGGGUCAGUGUACCGUGAUGAGUUUGACCUCGCCAUCCUGAAACUGCAGGAGGACAAUCGUUUGGAGAUCCUCAAGAGGAAGUGGUGGGAUGGUGGCAAGUGUCCAAAAGAAGAGGACCACCGCGCCAAAGGUCUGGGCAUGGAGAACAUCGGCGGUAUCUUCGUGGUGCUGGUGUGUGGCCUGCUGGUGGCUAUCUUCAUGGCAGUGCUGGAGUUUGUCUGGAUGUUAAGGCAGGCGCCAGGAAAUGAGCAGUCGGUUUGUGAGGAGAUGCUGCGGGAGCUCCAGGGGAUUGUUCUGUGUCGCGACAGCCUGCAGGUGAGGCGUCGGCGGUCUGCGUCGAUGCUGCGGCCGCGGCCCUUACCCUUGGAGGAGCGUCGGGCGCGAGCCGCCGCCGUCAGCCUCAGCAAUGGCAAACUGUGCGGGGGCACCGGACUGCCUGAACCCCUCUCCCACAGACUGGCGCAGGAGGCUGCCCUGGUCGCCAGGGGGUGCAGUCACAUCCGCAUUUGCCCGGAAUGCCGACGUUUCCAGGGACUGAGGAUGCGUCCUGCAGGGGCCACCGGAGCCCUGCCGUCUCCCACACACAGUGAGGAGAGCAUAGAGUGGGACAAGACCACAAAUAGCAGUGAACCUGAAUAACGCCCAGCAAUUCCAGAAGGACUGACUUCCCCAGCAGCCGCCUCCCUUCUUUCCAGGGAUCAAAGAUUGUGUGGUAUUUUGAACCAGGCCAUUCAGAGCUUGUUCUUAAAGGGCAGGACAAUGCUGUGGACUUUGUUUUACCCCAGAGGCAACAGCCAGCAGUCAGUUUUUGGAUAUCCUUGGGUGAAAUUUUUCCUUGGUCAUAGGAAAAACUGAUGAGUCUGUCUCGUUGUGGUCUGUCCCUGUUGGCCCUCUGUACCGUGUAAAACAGGACGGACACAAACAGCUAUGGGGCAUUUGUACUAUGCAGUAUUUUCAGUCAUUUAUCAUUGUGCUGUUUCUUUUUCCUUUUUAAAUUAUUUCUGUCCUCUGUUGGAUUAUCAGUACUGAAUAUUGUUAUUCUAUUGUUGGGAAGGAAAAAAAAACUUUAAACAAGUUCCUUUUUUAUCUGACAAUUUACUGUAUGAACGUAUAUUGCCUCUGAAGAGCUUCAAAGAUGAACAGACUAAUGCAAGGUCAUCCUUCAAAUCCUUUUAUUUUGAAAGUGCCAAAAACCAUAAGUAUUAUCUUGUGGCUGAAGAAAGCACCACGGCCUUGAGAAGACAACAAAUUCAACUGAACCAAGAAAACAAACAUACAGACUUCUUUUAUAGUAGUGAUAUUCUAUUAAAAAAAUGUUUUAAUUGUUGGUAUCUCUGAAAGACAGCGAUGCAUGUCCAGAGGUGUUGGCAGGUGCUCAUUGCUGAAGUGGCAGCUGAACUGAAAGAAGGAUUUUCCAUUUUGAAUACCUGCUUAUACACAUGAUGGCUACACACACACACAAACGCAGUUCCACUUAAUUCCCUUUUCUUUCGUGUCUUGGCGUUACUUUCUUCUCCAGCCAUCCUCCAUAUUUAGCACAUUUGUUGUCCCAUCACCUUUAUAAUCUCUCACUUAAAAUAGAUACAUAGUCUUGUGCACUGUAAAAGUCUUUUUCUCGUGGUCACGUAUUCAGGACUGAUUCCAAUUUCAUGAUUACAAGCCUGCGUAUGAAUGAAACCCAGCGUAUAUUAGAACCAACCAAAAACAUAUAGUCUCUGGUAAAGUAAAGGGAUUUUUCUUUCAGCAGUUGGCUUGGGUUCUUUUAAAUGUCAAGACAGUUAAACUUUUAUUGAAUGUGAUGUUUUACGCACUGCUUUGAGGAGUAUUUCAGUUCAGAUCAGCCUAGCUACGCUCUGACAUUUUCAUACUUUUAUUUUUACAAAACCUCAACCCAAACUUGGAAUAUAUUAAUUCUAUAUUCAGAAGAAACAGAGUUUUAAUGCAGACUGACACAGAAAAAGGCUCAACAAUGGUUUAGUCAGUCUUUUUUCCGUUCCAUUUCACUGCAGCAUUUGAAGUUAGUAUAAUCUAAUAAUUUAAAGUUAAAAUGAAACUUUACUUUUCAAUGACUGCUUGAAAUAAUUCAAUUUGGUUGUAUUUAUUGAGAAAGCCGCUGUCUUGAUUUGCAUAUCAGCUAUACCUCCAGGAGUGAAACAGUGACAGCAAACCACCAGCAGCAGGAUUUUCAAAAUCCAGUUACUUUGUGUGUUGACUGCAGAGACACAUGACUAUCUGUUUUCGUGCUGGUGUUACUGUAUGAUAGUCUGACUGUUGCACAGUGAGAAACAGUGGUCACCCACUUCUCUACACUGCUUCUCGCUUAUCUCUGAUGUGUUCAUCAUUUUAAAUCUGCCCAUCAGGUUCUGUCAAUCACCGUCUCUCAGAACUAGGCCACCAUCUCAACGCAGCUCCAAGGUCUCGCUGCAGUCUCUCUUGUACUUUUAUUAGCCAACUUCACUUUCUGUCUCCAUCAUUUUUCACCCCGCAGGUUGUCAUGGUUAGAAAUUCCCAGAAUUUGCUCUUUUCAUUACGGGUGAUUGUUUCGAGGAGACGUCCAUCAUGUUGAUCGAUGCUUAAGUGUGUUUACAUAAAAUCAAGAAGAAAUAACACAUAAUUUUUUAUUUAGACACGCUUGUGUGUGUGCUGUCACACUGUCAGUUGUGGUUAAAUCAUUCUAUUGUUUAUUUUACCAUUCCAUAUGCACAGUAACAUUUUCCUCAACUGACUCUGUGUUUUUCAGUCAUCGCCAAUGCAUCUAAUCCUUCAGUAUUGUUGAUCCAUGGGACGUGUGUAAAUAGAGUGUGAUCGACAGGGUUCACAGUAAUGGUCUGAAGUGUUGUUUUUACAAAAGUCAUUUGAUGUUGAUUGUGUUAAUAGAGCAGAGAGGUGCACACUUACAUGUGUUCAUAUGGGAACAUUUAUCGCUCAUGCAGCACGAACACAUUCACAGACAGUGAGCAUAAAAACAGUCUUCACGGACCAUUAAUGUAAACUAUCUACAUUUCUUUAUAUAAUAACUUGUUAAAGUCAAAUUGCCUAGCAAAUAGCAAAAGAAAAAAAAAGGCCCACAUUCCAUUACUGUUUUAUAAAAGAAGUUUCUAUCCAUUUGCCAAAUGUCACUAAGAAACUCAUGAGAGUUUGAAGGCGCUCGCUGCUCUCAAUGCUAACCUAUUAAACACUGAAAACAUUUACAGGGGUGCUAAAUCAAGCGUAGUUGGAAUGAGAUUGCCAAUUACCUUGAAGGCAUGAAGAGCAGUAGAGUAAGAAUUAAAACAAAUCCCUCAGAAACACUGGCCGACCUUCUCUGGGAGACCACUGAGGGAGAUGGCAGGGUUUGGCUGCUAUAUUUUAUAUGCUUUAUUUUCUUAUGUUGACAUUUUUAUUCCAUUAUAAAUACAUUUCUUAUUACAACCUCCGUUCUGUGGGCUUUUCUGGUUUUGUCCUCUCUUUACUCUGAUGUAUUUGACCUUCUCAGCUGUUUAGAUCUGUCAUGCUAAAUAGCUUCUGAGUGCACUUUGUUAUUUCAAGUUUUUUAUUAUUCAAGUGGGAGAGAUAUUCAGACGGUGCACCUGUUUUGUUGUGACAUGUUCGCAUUUGGGGAAGUUGUAUGAGGAUGUAUGGUUUUCUGGCUGAGGAAACAUUAUUGUUGAGUGAACCAGAAGGAUCCGAUGCAUCUACCUCUUGUUUUCUCUCCCAUAAACUGAAUUAGCAUCUGCACACUUGGAAAUCCUUUGAACAGCUGAGAAUUUGUGUGGGCAGGAAGUCUACGGGAGGCUAAUGAGUUUAACAACUCACUCAUGUGCUAUAUAAGCAUCUACUCACCCGUAGUCCAUCUAUCACUGUGAUUUUCUGUGGAUAUUUCUGUCCCCUCAGGAUAGUGAGUGAACACCACACAACACCCGGCGUCUGAUUUACAGUUUAAUUCACACUUCAUCUCUCUCUCUCCUCUCUGAGUGCCUGUCUCACAAUCGUACCACUGCAGCAUUACAGAUGACAAGUGUUUUUUUUCAGUGUGUCACUGAGCUUCAUGUCACCGUGCAUAUCCCCAGCAAACACACACACACACACACACACACACUUGCCUGCGUAAGUCUUAAAGCGCAAACACGCAAACACUCACCCCCACCUGUAAGUCACUCCCGUGUCAAGUUUAUUUCAUUGUGCUCAUGCUUCUCCUUCUGCCUCUGGUGCUCCAGGUCCAUAAAUUAAGUGCAUCUCUACCCACCACUGCCUAGCUGCUGUUGGAUUUAUGGAGCCCAUGAUGAGCAUUGAGUGCCUGCAGAGGUGUGUGAAAAUCUGCUUCACUCCUCGAGCUUAACCAGUUGUAGCACAUAGCAAUACCAAUUUACUCGUGGUUCAUUAUUAUUUUUGCAAGGAUUUAGGAGUUAUAGUGUAGUGAGUUUGAUGCAUUUCACUUCGCCAGCAGCUCACAUCCCAUGUACCUGAGGAGGGAGGGUGUUUUUGUUUCCCAAAUCUGCCCAUUCCAUGUGUUUUUUUCUUUUCUUUUUUUGUUGCUGGCAUAAAAUGUAUAACCUCACAAGCUCUGUGUCUAGUUUUAGGAGACCAAAACAUUAAACCUGAGAUAUUUAGAAAUCUUUCAAACAUUGUGGGUUCGUAACUCACCCUGCAGUCAGUGUGAUUUUAUUGUUUUUCUAACAGAAAUUGUUGAAUCUGUUCAUCGCAUUUGUCACAAGAUUGCAUCCCUUUGUGAAACACAACCUUUGUGUUCUACGACAGAUCAUUUCUCAAGGUUAACAUCAUACAGUGUAUACAUCCACCUCAUAACAGCCACUAAUGAGCUCUGGAUCUGAGGACGCCAAAUGUAAGACGUAACCAACUAGGAGUGGAAACUACCGAAUUCACAGCAAGACUGGUGCACAUUUUAAGUGAGAGCUUUCCUAUUGAUUUACUGGCAAUUAAUUGCAAAAAAGUUUCUUCUUGUUGUUGUUGUGUGCUCAAAGAAAAGGUAUUCAGAGUGCAAGAAUUCUCUACAAGGUGAGAAGCUGUCAAGGCUGUUAUACAGCCUUUUGUUCACUGAUGGCUGUUGAACAUAUUGACCAAAACAUCUUGACAUUGUUUGUCUUUCAGAGAAAUAAAAUGGAGCUUCAUUUA